CUCUGCCUCAGCUACAAUUUUCAGAACAUGCUAUAACCACCCAAUUUACGAAUAUCAAAGAGCCAAACAAGUACAUGAAUGUUUUUUUUUUUUCCAAAAAAUAAGUACGUAACCAUUAUCAACCAUACAUGAACGCUAGAUUUCAUUUAUUAGAAACCAAAAUUUUUACCCUAAUAAAUUGUUUCAGUUAGACCCAACCCCAAACACCAACUCAUUGAUCAUGGCAUUUUGAUUCAAUCGAGUCCAGAGAGUCUCUUUCCUUUGUACGACCCAUAUAUAAUAAUUAUUAGUAUUUUAAAUUUCCCACACUGAUUCAAUAAAACCGCCAUUAAUGCCCUUCAACAAACUUUUUCAGCUUCUUACCUGUUAAACCCUUAAUGUACUAGCUCUCUUACAUUUUCUUCCCUAUAUAACCAAAACAAAGAAAACCCAUUUCUCAUCAUCCACACAUUAAGCUAAAAAUCUGAACUCUGUAAACAAAAAGAAUAAACCCGAAUUGAAAAGAAGAAAAAUGGGUCAUCGGCAGCAAAAGUACAGAUUUUCUCUGAUCAUCGUCCCAUCAGUGUUUCUGAUGAUGGUUUUGAUGGUGGAUGGUAGUAAUAAAGUCCCGGCAAUUAUAGUGUUUGGUGACUCCUCCGUGGAUUCCGGGAACAACAACCAGAUUUCGACGGUGCUGAAGAGCAACUUCGAGCCGUACGGCCGGGAUUUCUACGGCGGCCGGCCGACCGGAAGGUUUUGCAACGGGAGGAUGUCGACGGACUUCAUUUCCGAGGCGUUCGGGCUGAGGCCGUUUGUGCCGGCUUAUUUGGAUCCCGGUUAUAAUAUCACUGAUUUUGCUCAAGGUGUUAAUUUUGCUUCUGCUGGCACUGGUUAUGACAAUGCCACUUCUGAUGUUCUUAAUGUGAUACCUUUGUGGAAGGAAGUGGAGUACUUCAAGGAAUACCAAAAGAAACUGAAAGCCUAUGUUGGUGAUAAAAAAGCCACCAAUAUCAUAAACCAAGCUCUAUACAUAACCAGCAUGGGAACAAACGAUUUCUUGGAAAAUUACUACACAAUGAAUGAUCGGAGGUCCCAAUACACUAUUGAUCAAUUCAAAGUUUUCCUUCUUGGGAUAGCGGAGAAUUUUGUGAAGGAAUUAUACGGAUUGGGAGCUCGAAAAAUCGUCUUAACCGGACUUCCUCCAAUGGGUUGUUUGCCUUUGGAAAGAACCACGAAUUAUUUUGGUGGAAAUGGAGAUGUUUGUAUGGAGAGUUACAAUAACGUGGCACUGAGUUUUAAUGCCAAAUUGGGUGUUUUGGUGAAGAAGCUGAAUGGAGAGCUUCCUGGUGCCAAAGUGGUUUUGUCCAAUCCAUAUUUCGCUUUUCUACAAAUCAUCAAGAAGCCCUCCGCUUUUGGUAGUAUCUCGUUACAUGUAUUUCAUUUGAGUAAUGAUAUAUAUCGUGAAUUUAUAUAGUAUUACUGAUAUUAAAGUGAACUGAUUUCAUCGACUGAUGUGACACAGGAUUCGAGACAUCAGCGACGGCGUGUUGUGCAUCGGGGAUGUUCGAGAUGGGAUACUUGUGCGACCGUUUGAAUCCAUUUACGUGUACGGAUGCCAACAAGUAUGUGUUUUGGGAUUCUUUCCAUCCAACUGAGAGAACAAACAAGCUCCUCACUGAUUACGUCCUUAAACGUGUUCUAAAUGUCUUCUUUUAGGUUAUAUAAUUAGUUUUUUUUCAUCAAAAAAAAAAAAAUGUAUCUGUUCAAUAUGUCUCAAACUCGAUUUCACGAAUCAGUAUAUGUAGUUAGGAAUUUUGUGUAAAAUACCAUGUGUUUGUCACAUUUGUUUGUAAGAUGAACUUCCACUAUUUUGAUUUGGUUUUUGGCUUUUUGCAUGCGGAGUGAAGGAGGAUCGGUUACGUUGUAGUAUUCGUUUUGAAGGGUUUUUUUCUUGAUUAAUGACUAUUAUGUAUGAUUUUGGUUUCAUAGGUCUUUGAGUGAU
Messenger RNA from Oldenlandia corymbosa var. corymbosa, 1981 nucleotides. The record is from the annotation of a GenBank genome assembly. NCBI's taxonomy places the organism in Eukaryota, Viridiplantae, Streptophyta, Magnoliopsida, Gentianales, Rubiaceae.